ACGCACACACAGACUGUAGUCACACACAACAGAGAGUGGCAACAGUCACAAACAUAUCCCUAAAGGACCAUCAAAGAAAGAACAAGAAAAUAAACUAACCUCUUCACAGAAGCCUUUACCUUAGCAUCCAGGAGACAAUUCUGAAGAUACAGGACUGACCUCCAUUCCUCCAUUCCUCUCUUUCAGAAUGGGAUCUGCAGGGGUACACAUUGUAUGCGUUGCCCUUGGUGUGAUGGGACUGGUUGCUGCCAUAGUGUGCUGUGCUGUUCCAAAGUGGAAAGUGUCAUCAUUCACGGGACAAAACAUUGUCACUGCCCAGUCAAACCAUGACGGGCUGUGGAUGGCAUGUGUGGUCCAGAGCACAGGCCAGCAGCAGUGCAAGAAAUACGAGUCCCUCCUCGAGCUGGCGCCCGACCUCCAGGCGGCACGUGCCAUGACCAUCAUCAGCUGCUUCCUCUGCUCCGUCUCCAUCCUCAUCCUCUUUGCUGGCUCCGACUUCACUACCUGCGUGGAGAAUGAGGAUGCCAAGCCCAAGAUCACCCUGGUGGCAGGCAUCGGGAUGAUACUGGCCGGCCUUCUGCUCAUCAUUCCUGUCAGCUGGGCCGCCCACAACGUCAUCCGCAACUUCUACGCCAUAGGAACCGUCCAGAAGCAGGAGCUGGGUGCCUGCAUCUUUGUGGGCUGGGCCGGGGGUGUGCUGAUGCUCCUGGGGGGCGGGCUUCUCUGUUGUUUCAGUCGGGUUCAGUCCGGCAGCUCAGGAGGUACCGCAAAGUACUACAGCAACAGUGCCUCAGCUCCCAAUUCCAACUAUGUUUAGAGGGGCCUGAAGAGAGGGGAGGGGGAAUGUAGGAAAGGGGGGAUGUAGCAGUUAAAUCAAAUGGAGAUAGAGGGAAAACAAGGUGUAUUUGUGAAUAGGGGAGGUAGACAAGUGAUGGGGGGGGGGGGUGAAACAAUGUGGUUGAAGGAUAUGGAGCUAGAUCAUGGCCAACAGUUUUGUAAAUUCAAAACAAAGAAAUGUGAAAGUGGAAAUCAAUACAUUUUUUGAGCAUUACGUUCAAAUUCUACUUUUUCAAUUUCAAGGUGUGUUUCAGUUUAAAAUGUUUCAAUUUCAGUUACGUCUCUGUUUCAGAUUUACAAACCUUCUGGCCCUGAUCUAUAUCCAUAGAUCCAUAGUUUGCGGAAUAUUCUCAUCAUAAAGUUUCAUCACUAACAAUCUAACUAGAAUGUUCUCCAAUAUUCUUUAAAUGCUUGUGUUCGCUGUGAUGGGAUAUGAAUGGAAAAGAAAACAAUUCACUAGAUUAUAUGGCAGAUGAACAUUCGUUUGUAAGUAAUAAUCAUUAGCUAAAACAAAAAUGAUGUAAAAUUCUUGUUAUUUUUCAUUUCUUGGUAUGGGGGAUAUUGUUAUUUUAGCAUGAGAGUUUUAGUAGAUGUGCUAAGCUAGCAAUUCAUCACAGACAUAUACACUUAUAAAUGAUGGAAAUACUGUAUAAUCAGUAAAUCAAUCAAUCAAUCAAUCAAUCAAACUUUAUUCAGAUAGCACAUUUCAAACAAUCAAAUGCAACACAAAGUGCUUCCCAUAACAAAACAGUAUUCUAAAAUGCAUUAUCUGCAAAUGUACGGCAUUAUAAAUUAAUUCGGAAAUACAUUUAUAAAUUAGUGGAAUGCACCAAAGUAAUUGAAAUUAAAUGCAUUUUUAAAUAUUUUGCUUUUCCAAAUACAGUAUUUAACUGAACGCUGGUGUGAACACACGGAUCUUGUGCAAGAAUCAAAUGACGUUUUAUCAAAUCAAGUUUUAUCAAAUGAUGGGAUUUCUUCACUGCAUGUCAAAAUCUUUAGCAAGCACAGCUAUUUAACCAGCAGCUAAGCAGCUAUGAUAAGAGUCAACAUUAGCCAAAAAUAUAAUUAAAAUGUUAAUUAAAUCAGUUGGGCUGCUGUUGCUUGACAUUGCAUAAUGUCCUUGACAAACGUAUCAUAUACCACUAUCUAAUCCUCACAGUGGUAUAUGAUGUGAUGUGAUGACAUCUACAAAAUUAAAGGUAACAACAGCAGUGUGUAUAGGUGAGGCCUUUGCACAUCUGAUAUAUACUUUGUGCUUGGUGUGUAAAGGUGGUCAUGCAAUGAAAUAAAAAAAUAAACCCAGACACUGCACUACCUUGCAAAAAGGGUCAUUUUUAUUAGACAUGGCUAAGUAGUCUAGUCUAUGUAUAAUAAAUGUAAUAUGUCACACAAGAUAAAGCAGUGUGUGAGUUUUGCUUAAUUAGCAUAAUAAAUGCAGAGUGAAUAAAAACAUGAAUCAUCUAAAAUGCAAAGUACCAUUUUGUCUCCUUUUGGUCAACAAGCAAUGAUGCUUAUUGAGUGUGUUAAAUAUUCAGCUGCUUAUUUCAGGUAUGAGACUGUAUUUCUGAUGCAUGAAAACAUUUAAUCCCUGGGUAGUGGAUGCAAAUUUCAAUGUGCUUCUUUUUUAAAUUGAUGUCAUUAAAGUGGUAAGUAAAAUUAAGUAAAUUAUUAUUAAAUAAAUUAUACAUUUACAUUAUAUAUGUAAUGUAUUAUAGUGGAGCAUGUACAACAUAAACGUUUUAUUUUUUAGUUUGCAUCCAGUAGACUAUGGAUAAAAUAAUGUAUAUAUAUGAUGGUUACUUUUUCAAUGAUGGCUUUAUGUCACUUGUUUCUUUAUUCGAGAUGACAGAAAAUUUACAAUAAGGUCUAUAAGAAAAGCAUUACAAGGUAUUUGUCAUUGUAUUUCUGUCUUGUUCUACUGUCCUCCUGUAGAUUAGACACUGAUUUUAUUCAUAUAUUUGUACUGAUUGUGUUAUGCAAUAAAAUAAUCAUUCUCCCAAAA
This is a messenger RNA of Anguilla rostrata (American eel), 2839 nucleotides long. Its product is annotated as claudin-4-like. The transcript has 3 exons. Gene Ontology annotation, biological process: bicellular tight junction assembly; cell adhesion. NCBI's taxonomy places the organism in Eukaryota, Metazoa, Chordata, Actinopteri, Anguilliformes, Anguillidae. Gene Ontology annotation, molecular function: structural molecule activity. Gene Ontology annotation, cellular component: plasma membrane; bicellular tight junction. The coding region runs from base 188 to 817 and encodes 209 amino acids. The record is from RefSeq and is a predicted model, not a curated record.